ACGUUCCCGGCCUGGGGUGGUCGGACAGCCGUCGCCGCUGCGCCAGUCGGUGCUCGCGCGGGCGAGCGGGAUGCGCGAGGAGUGUAUGAGCCCGAGGAGGCGACGCUGGGAUUGGGGCGCGGUCGGACAAAGUACACGUCGCUCUGCACUGCUCUGACCUUUAUUCUGUAGUGACGUCCUCUAGCGCACGGGCGCCCAAUGCAUGAUAUCGGCGCUUGGCCCUCCCACUCUAUGCAUCUCGUCUGUGCACUUCUACCUCGCCGUUUCCUGUGUCUGCGCUCCCACAUCACCCACUGUGCGCCAUCUACUGCAACUCUAUGAGCCUCGAUGCCUGUGCCACCUCCCGCUGCCCGUGUUGGCCCGCUCAACAUCGUCGCCUCUUGCGGAUGAUCGCUCACUGUCCUACCUCACCCGGACUGGUUCUGUCUCUCCGCGCAUCGCACGGCACGCUCUCUGCCGUCGUGUAUCUCUUUCUCGCAUACUCGCCGUAUCGCGUCAUAGACUCAUCCAACGCCCUGCUUCUGCCGCCUUUUUUGUGCUUGGAACUAUCGUCGUGAAGCCGUCGUGUGGGGUAUCAUCCGCGCUCGUCUAUCGUCAGAGGUCUGCGCGCUAUCUGCGUUCGCAUACGCGCAAAGGGAGUGUAGGCCGCGGGUCAUGUAAACGCGGAAGGCGUCUCUCCUGUAAGUGCUAUCGUCGCAUCCUCCUCGUCUGACCGUGUCUCCACCGCCACACACCGCAUUUGCCCUUGCAUCGCG
Messenger RNA from Laetiporus sulphureus 93-53, 755 nucleotides. RefSeq lists its product as uncharacterized. The record is from RefSeq and is a predicted model, not a curated record. The coding region runs from base 203 to 712 and encodes 169 amino acids. NCBI's taxonomy places the organism in Eukaryota, Fungi, Basidiomycota, Agaricomycetes, Polyporales, Laetiporaceae. The transcript is spliced from 2 exons.